This is a messenger RNA of Xenopus laevis (African clawed frog), 2295 nucleotides long. It is a transcript of the gene scara5.L, whose product is annotated as scavenger receptor class A member 5. The transcript has 9 exons. The record is from RefSeq and is a predicted model, not a curated record. NCBI's taxonomy places the organism in Eukaryota, Metazoa, Chordata, Amphibia, Anura, Pipidae. The coding region runs from base 406 to 1887 and encodes 493 amino acids.
UUCUAUGGACAUGUGUGUGUGAUGGGGCAGCACGUUUUGAGGAUUCAUCAAUACAUUUUUUUUGUAACCAAAAGGGGUGGGUGCAUUGUGUGGACUGUCAAAUAAGAAAUAAAGCUCUUUUUUUCCAAAACAAAGUGGCUCCAAAACUGUUGCAAACAACUUCCCCAAAGUACUGUUAGGAGAUUGUACUGAGGGCAAGGAGCAGUGUAAGAAUAAAGUCCUGUCCCAAGUAUCCUGGGACAACACUCAUUACUGGAUGGGAAUGUGGAGAAAGAACCUGCAGUGUAAGGGACACAACUCCAGGUAAAUCUCUACCUUGUCUACAGCCCUGUGCUGCAAAGAGCUGGGGGAGAACAUCCCAGGGGGCAGAGGUGCCUUCAGCUACAGACAAAGAGGAUAAAGAGAAUGGACAAUAAGGCCAUGUACCUGCAUUCCUUUGAUGAGAAAGAAAAUGGCUCAGCCUUUGAGGAACCCUAUGAUGGGAGGAAUCUUUCCAAGAUGAACCUGUGUGAUGGCUGUCCAACAGCAAAGAGAAGAUCCUCAAGAAGAUGUGGUCAGCUGGGUUCUAUUGCAGCUCUGAAGUAUGCGGUGGUGGGACUCUACCUAUUAGUCUUUCUUAUUCUGGUCGGUGUAUUUAUUCUUGCAGUUUCAAGACCCCAGAGUUCUCCUGAGGAUGUAAAAGUUCUAACCAGCAACGUGAAUCGUUUAAAUGAAAGCUACCGAGACCUCCAGUUCAAGCUGAUGCAGCUCUCCUUCAAGGGAGACUUCAUGGAACAUGUUUGGAAGCUGCAGGAUCUGUUCCAGAACCAUUCCGACUCACUUCUCCAACUCACUGAAUCUCUCCAUAAAUUAGAAGAGAAUCUUCAAAGCCUUCAAGACAUGGCCACCAAAACUGAUACAAUUACCACAAACCUCGGUGCCAAUCUCAACCAUUUAAGUGACUCUCACCAGUCAGAGGUUUAUCGUCUCUCAACAGAUUUUAACAGCAGUAGGUACAUGUGGAACCAUCAUGACACUUUAUUGAAGGAGAUGUCUUCAAAAGCUGAGGGACUUAAUUACCAAAUAAGUGAAAUAUUGGGGACGCUAAAUGCAGUCAAUGCAACUUUUACCUAUGAUAUAGGAAUUCAUCAUACAAGGAUUCAAGAUCUUCAGGGUCUCAUAAACAAUGUGUCAGAGGAAACGAGGCACAUGAGGCUUCUACAUAUUGUUAUGGAGCAACAGUUAAAGCACGAGAUGGCUCUACUGAACAAUGUGACAGAAGAUCUGAGGCUUAAAGACUGGGAACAGUCAAUCACCUUAAAAAAUAUUACUGUCAUAAGAGGUCCCCCUGGGCCCAAGGGAGAUCAAGGCCAUGAAGGAAUGGAAGGUGUACCUGGAGUACCGGGCCUACCUGGAUUACAAGGCCAUCCAGGAGCACCUGGUCCAGUGGGAUUACCUGGGCUCAAAGGAGAUCAAGGAGACAUUGGCGCACCUGGAAUUAUGGGAUUACGUGGAUUCAAAGGGGACCGAGGGCCAAAAGGUGAAAAAGGCGACAGAGGAGACAUAGGAGAGACAGGUGCGGUAGAGGAGAGCGUUAUCCGGCUAGUGAAUGGCUCUGGUCCUCACGAAGGCCGCGUGGAAGUGUUUUAUGACAAGCGUUGGGGGACGGUGUGUGACGAUGGAUGGGACAAGAAAGAUGGAGAUGUAGUUUGUCGAAUGCUUGGUUUCAAAGGAGCAGAAGAAGUGUACAGGACUGCCAGGUUUGGCCAAGGUGUCGGACGUAUCUGGAUGGAUGAUGUUGCUUGCAAAGGGACUGAGGAGAGUAUCCUACAGUGCAGCUUCUCAAACUGGGGAAAGACCAACUGUGGGCAUGCCGAGGAUGCUGGAGUCACAUGUAUUAAACAAUAAUAAGGAAGCACACUACAGAAGGACAGUGUUUCUGGAGCCUUCAACCAACUUGGUCCAAACAUGGUACAAUUAUAAAGACAGGAAAAUAACUCUUACCUAAGUUGGCCAAAAUAAAAGACAUACAUGUAUAUUACAUUCAAUAGGGUCAGAGGAACUUGGCUUGCUUGUUGCCUUCAUAACCAUGAAGAGGAUGGACUUUGUUUGGCUUGUUCCAGGGAUUUAUCCAGAAACCAAUGAGAUGCUCAGAGUGAUUUUUUUUAUAUUUACAGGCAUGCAUUUACAAUUCAUGGCAAAUAACACAAAGGAUCAGAACAUAAGCAGGACUACACUAAGGGGUCCCCUGGAUCCAAAUAAGCAUUGUUUUGACGUCUUCUCACAUUUUACUUACAUUAAAGUGCUUCAAAUGAA